Molecule: messenger RNA, 1299 nt
Organism: Cottoperca gobio
Lineage: Eukaryota; Metazoa; Chordata; Actinopteri; Perciformes; Bovichtidae
Product: dnaJ homolog subfamily A member 3, mitochondrial-like
Biological process (GO): mitochondrion organization; protein folding; negative regulation of apoptotic process
Cellular component (GO): mitochondrion
Molecular function (GO): ATP binding; protein kinase binding; heat shock protein binding
Source: RefSeq, a predicted model, not a curated record
UCCCACCCGGCGCUGACACCGGCAGUGACGCAAAGAUGGCGUCCUCCGCUGCCCGGCUGACUUCACGCUGGUCAUCUACCGGACAGCUUUGCGGUCGGUUUCUCACCGUCCCCGUCAGACAUGCUGGAGUUUGUUCGGCGACGACAUUGCAGACACACCGGGGAGGGACACCGGGCAGCCGGAGCUCCGGUAGAGUCACACACGGAGAUGUCGUGACAUUGAGACGAGGGACAGGCUGCAGCCCCCACGGCCUCGCCUGCCACUCCUUCCACACCGGCUGCAGCUUCACAAGCAAGCAGGACCUCUACGACGUGUUGGGCGUCUCCCGCUCGGCCACUCAGAAGGACAUCAAGAAGGCGUACUACCAGUUGGCAAAGAAGUUCCACCCGGACACCAGUCCAGACGACCCCGAGGCCAAAGACAAGUUCGCCAAACUGGCCGACGCCUACGAGGUGCUGAGUGACGAGCUGAAGAGGAAGCAGUACGACGCGUACGGAGCGGCGGGCUUCGACCCGAGCCGCGGCGGCGCAGCGGGCCAGCAGCAGUACUACAAGGCGGGGGGGUCCAACAUCGACCCCGAGGAGCUCUUCAGGAAGAUCUUUGGAGAGUUCACCGGAGGGGGGGGCUUCGCAGACAUCAACAACAUGUUCAAGCAGAGACCGGAGUUCGUGAUGGAGCUCAGCUUCUCUGAGGCGGCGAAGGGUUCGGACAAGGAGCUGAGCGUGAACAUGGAUGACGUCUGUCCGCGCUGCGUCGGGAAGGGCAACGAGCCGGGAACCAAAGUGUCUCACUGUCACUUCUGCAACGGCACCGGGAUGGAGUCCAUCAUCACGGGUCCUUUCACGAUGCGCACCGGCUGCCGACGCUGCGCUGGGAGGGGCUCCAUCAUCAACACGGUGUGCGCUCUGUGCCGGGGGUCCGGACAGACCAAGAAGAGGCAGACGGUCACCGUCCCGGUUCCUGCCGGGGUGGAAAACGGUCAGACGGUGCGCAUGUCAGUCGGGAAUAAAGAAAUCUUCAUCACAUUCAGGGUCCAGAGGAGCCCGGUGUUCAGGCGCAGUGGCGUGGACCUCCACUCCGACGUGUUGAUCUCUGUCGCUCAGGCCGUGCUGGGGGGCACGGCCACGGCCCCCGGCCUCUAUCAGCCCAUCAGCAUCCUGGUUCCGGCCAGUUGCCAGGCGGAUCAGGUGAUCCGGCUGCAGGGGAAAGGCAUCCGCAGGAUGAACAGCUACAGCUACGGAGAUCACUACGUACACAUCAAGAUCAGAGUGCCAAAGUAAGACUCUUCUGCGCGUUCAU